UAGCCUUUCAGGAGCUGGAGAUGUUCUAUAUUUGUGGAUCGAUCGGAGGCGACGUCAUCGAAGCUACGAGGGCGUUUAUAAGCACUGAUCAGGUCAGACAUCCAUUCCUAUCACUACCACCAUGUCCGACUCUUCUCUUCCAAUGGUUCGAGGGAGCAAUCAGCGCUCCCUCUCGGGAAUGCUUACAUUUAUUGCGUUACGCGCCGCCGACCCCGUACUCCAGUACACGCUCUUCGAAAAAGGAUACGCUGCCAACGCGCUUGUACGCGUCGGGAUUCUUAACCCAGCUAGAACACUGGUAUCAGGGAACGGUAUUGGUCCAGUACCAACUUUGCUUAUGGGGAUGUACUCGGUCGCCGCUUUUCGUCAUUGCUACUGGGUGACGUUCACCAACGACUCAACGUAUUUCCCGCCUUCUGCAAGUCUGUUCGUCGGCGCCUACAAUGCUGUUGCGUCAACUUUCAACACAUUUGUCGCGGCUUAUACGCUGUCCAAGGCGUCCCCUCUGCUGAGCAUCCCCGCUGAUAGCUUUGAAGGAUGGGCAUCGGCAUUGGGGUGGCAUCAAUGGGUCGGACUCGGAAUGUUUGCAGCAGGAAUCACCAUGGAAAUCGUUGCUGAAGAAUCACGAAAGGCUUUCAAGGCAAACCUGGAGAAUAAAGGCAAAGUUGAUGAUACAGGUCUUUUUGGCUUCGUGAGACAUCCCAACUAUCUGGGCUACCUUUUAUGGCAUUGCGGGAUGACUCUUGCUACCGGCUCUAUCUCUGCCACCAUCAGCUAUGGGAUCUUCCAGUUUACCCAGUUCACGUUCUCCAUCCCGGAACUGGCGACAUAUAUGAGUAAGAAGUAUGGAGACCAAUGGACGGAUUACCAACGUCGCGUCCCGUACCGUAUGAUUCCUGGUAUAUACUGAAAGUAGACUUUGGCGUAAGUUCCAAGGUAGUCGAAGUGUAUCCUUGUGCCGGCUCGUUGUAACAUAUUGAAAAACGCAAUUAUCUUUGUUCGACCAAUUGCCUCUUUAGACUCACCACCAGCAGCCCGACACUUCCUGAAUUUGAAUGCGUCUCGAUUUGCAAGUUGCAACUCGAUGCUUCUGCAAAAUCGUAAAGGAAGAGCAGUCUAGGGAGAGGUGCGCACCCAUCGACGUGA
Guyanagaster necrorhizus is the source of this 1146-nucleotide messenger RNA. RefSeq lists its product as uncharacterized. The transcript is spliced from 5 exons. The record is from RefSeq and is a predicted model, not a curated record. NCBI's taxonomy places the organism in Eukaryota, Fungi, Basidiomycota, Agaricomycetes, Agaricales, Physalacriaceae. Bases 122 to 910 code for a protein of 262 amino acids. Gene Ontology annotation, cellular component: membrane.